UUUUUUUUGUUUAAUUUUGUUGUCAUUUUUGCAAAAGAAAUUUAUUUAUUUCAGUUAAAAAAAUAUUAGUUUAAUAUAUUUAUUUUCUUUUAUAUUGUAAAUUUAUAAUAAUUUUAAAAGAAAAACAAAAUAGAAUAAAGAAAACUAAGCAUGGACAAGCUUCGCAAAGUAUUAAGCGGCGAAGAUCGUACUCCUGAUGAGGAAAGCAGCAUAAUUCAACAAAUUAAUGAAGUUUCCACGCUUAGUUGGUCGACACGCAUCAAAGGCUUUUGUAUUUGUUUUGUUAUUGGAAUUCUGUUAUCAUUUCUCGGUUCCUUAGCUAUGUUUUUACCUCGUGGGAUCGUACUUUUUGCAGUCUUUUAUACUCUGGGCAAUAUUAUGUCCAUGGCAAGUACUUGUUUUUUGAUGGGGCCAGUUAAUCAAAUUAAGAAAAUGUUUGAUCCAACUAGACUUAUAGCUACAUGUAUAGUUUUGGUAACAUUUGUUUUGACAAUUAUAGCAGCUUGUGUGCUACAUAAAGCUGGUCUUACGUUAAUUCUCAUUAUUGUCCAGUCAUUGGCUAUGACUUGGUAUUCAAUAUCAUACAUUCCAUUGGCUCGUGAUGCUGUCAAAAAGACUGUAUCCAGUUGUCUUGAUGUUUGAUUUGACAUUUUUUUUAAUUAUUUAUUUGUAUUAUAUAUAUUUUUUUUUUUGAGAUGCACCACGUUCAAAAUCAUAUCUUUUCGUUUAGUGGUUAGAAAGUGAAAUAUGCCUCAACAGAGAGUCAACAGUUUGUUUUGAUUGAACUAAAAUGCACAAUAAUAGAAUAUUUAAAGUAACGCGACAAGUUUGAAAAUAUUUAAUAAAAUAUAAAAGUUAUUUGUUUUCUUUCUAAGAACAAAACAAAAAUAAAAAUUUUUAUUUUAUUUAAAAA
Episyrphus balteatus (marmalade hoverfly) is the source of this 913-nucleotide messenger RNA. RefSeq names its product vesicle transport protein SFT2B. Gene Ontology annotation, biological process: vesicle-mediated transport. Gene Ontology annotation, cellular component: membrane. Bases 151 to 642 code for a protein of 163 amino acids. The record is from RefSeq and is a predicted model, not a curated record. The transcript is spliced from 4 exons. Lineage: Eukaryota; Metazoa; Arthropoda; Insecta; Diptera; Syrphidae.